UUUAUUUUGAAAUUUGUGACCGGAAACUCAUCCUUCCUCUCGAGCUGAUGACAACACUUCGGCAACACUUGCACGAAUAACUUCCCACGAUGGCAUCCUCUGCAUUGGUGGUUUUGCUGUUAAUUCAGUUUGGACUUGGACACAGCUCCCACAAGCAUCUUCAUGAUGAUCAUUAUAUUGGCCAGCAGCACAACCCCGAACAUGACAUGAACGUCCUGCUGGGAGAUGAGGACACAGAGGAGAUCAAGAAACUUAGCCCAGCAGAACAGAGGAAAAAGAUGAUGGAAAUUGUGAAGAAAAUUGACACAAAUGCUGACAAUCUACUAAAUGCAGAGGAGAUCACUCUAUGGAUUCAGCAUGUCUACAGAAAAUACGCUCUGGAUGAUGCAGAGGAGCGGUUCCCAGAGUUUGACGCAGACAAAGAUGGUGUCGUAACGUGGGAGGAAUACAAUAUGGCUGCUCAUGACCAGCUCAUUAGUUUUGAUGACAGCGCAGUCCUGGAGGAUCCAGAGCAAGAGUCUCUCAGACACCUCCACUUGAAGGAGAGGAGGCGCUUUGACUUUGCUGAUGUGGACGGCACACCCGGCCUUAAUGUAACAGAGUUUCUGGCCUUCACUCACCCAUCUGAAGUGGAUCACAUGGCUGAUUUUGCCAUUGAGGAUGUGUUGAGUGAAUAUGACACAGAUAAAGAUGGAUUCAUCAGUCUAAGUGAAUUUAUUGGAGAUGUCCGUGGUGAUGGGGAUUCCCCUUCCCAGUGGGAGAUUGAGGAAACAGUGCGAUUUAAAGACCUCUAUGAUCAAGAUAAGGAUGGCAAAUUGAAUCGAGAGGAGCAGCUCCGCUGGGUUGCGCCGAAUAGCUACGGUUCAGCCAGAGAAGAGGCUCUUCACCUCAUCAAGGAAAUGGACAGCGAUGGAGACGGGCAGAUAUCAGAGGCUGAAGUUUUGAAAAAUCAAGAGACAUUCAUGAACAGCGAAGUGACAGACUAUGGCAGACAGCUGCAUGUAUCACAUGAUGAAUUGUAACUAUAUGUUCUUGUUGUUGUAGAGUUUCGUCAUUUGUUGCUGUGUAGAUUUUGCUUAUUUCCUAUGUUGUACAUUGACAUAAGUGGCGGGAUUCAUGUCAGUCCCUGCAGAGGGAUGACCUUAUCUGUCAGUCUGCAGUACAGACAACAGGAGACAAAUGUUGUAAACACAUGCCCUAAAGCAGGCUCCACAUUCUGUGAGUGACAGCAGAAUAUGAACAUCAGAAGCAGGAUGCAGAAGCAGGGAUGUUAUAUUGGAUUGCAUAAUAUUGCGAGGCCUUCCUGCUGUUUUUUUCCUGUUAUACUUAAACACAUUUUAUGGGUGUUCAAAUCAACUGUUAAUGAUUAACACUAAUUAGUUAAUUAACAAGGAAUUGGACUUUGUUUUGAUUACAUUUACAGAACUGAACUUGAAGAAUUGUAGCUGUGUGUCAUUAUUAGUUGUCUCUUCAUAUGCACCAAAAGUGAAAUGACAUGAGUUGCAGCCCAGCUCUGGUGGUGGCUGACAUGUUUCAGCUCUUCCUCAUUUAAAUCAAAUGAGUAAGUGCUGCUGUUUGAAGGCUGAUUUCCUGAAUGUGUCAUGAGCCGUUUCACUCGCGAGGAGCAACAGCCUGUUACACAGCAGGGUGCUGUAAAGUGACUUAAAGUUGAGCGGAUUCUUCAACUGGGACUAUUUGUAACCACUGCCAAGAUGUCAUUACAGUUUAAAGAUGCCUUUUGGGUGAGUUCAUGUGGUGCUACUAAUCCCUACUUUUUUUUUUUUUUUUUUUUUUUGGUUAUGUCUAGAGCUGAAGCUCAAGUUGAGUUUUUACUGAGGUGUGUGUGCUCAGUACGUUCACUAAUGUUUCUGAACUAUAAAGUUUUGUGUACCUUUCCACUUCUA
Lates calcarifer (barramundi perch) is the source of this 1904-nucleotide messenger RNA. RefSeq names its product reticulocalbin 2 (gene rcn2). Bases 90 to 1022 code for a protein of 310 amino acids. NCBI's taxonomy places the organism in Eukaryota, Metazoa, Chordata, Actinopteri, Centropomidae. The transcript has 8 exons. Gene Ontology annotation, cellular component: endoplasmic reticulum. The record is from RefSeq and is a predicted model, not a curated record. Gene Ontology annotation, molecular function: calcium ion binding.